This is a messenger RNA of Lentinula edodes (shiitake mushroom), 543 nucleotides long. RefSeq names its product acyl-CoA N-acyltransferase. The transcript is spliced from 2 exons. NCBI's taxonomy places the organism in Eukaryota, Fungi, Basidiomycota, Agaricomycetes, Agaricales, Omphalotaceae. The record is from RefSeq and is a predicted model, not a curated record. Bases 1 to 543 code for a protein of 180 amino acids. Gene Ontology annotation, molecular function: acyltransferase activity, transferring groups other than amino-acyl groups.
AUGUUUGAAACCAACAAUCUACGAAUCCGAGCCGUACGCAAUACCGAUUUCGAAAAGAUCCACGACCUUUGGAACGACCUACGCGUGCAGAAAUCGCUCUCUCCCUCCUACGUUGUUCCUCUAGGCAACAAGUUUGAAGAAACACUGCGUACUUCGGCUGCCGAUGCGCUACUCUACUGUAUCAUAGAGACUAAAGAUAAAGGCGACUGGGUCGGCUUCGUGAACCUCUUCAAUGGGGAUCAGAAGAACCGAGACGCGAUGCUUGGUUUAGCUCUCUGCCCAGAAUUUUGGGGCCGAGGAUAUGCGACCGAGGUUUUACGCUUUGUCGUUGAUUACGCGUUUCGAGAGCUGGCUCUGCAUAGAAUCACUUUGAACGUCUUCGGAAACAACGCAGCAGCGAUCAAGGUGUACAAAAGAGUGGGUUUUGUUGAAGAGGGUAUACAACGAAAGGCAAAUUGGUCUGGCGGGAAUUGGCAGGAUGUCGUCUUGAUGGCAAUACUGGAUGAGGAAUGGGCCGCAUCGAAAGGAGACCAUGGUGAAUGA